AGAGAGAAACUCCUUGUUACAAAUUCACAACAUUCGCUGCUUUAUAUUCAGAUUGUGUCUCGGUUGCAAUCACUCAACAUUUACGGAAUCACCCCCUUCGCUUCUGCUGCAAAAAUCUCCGCCAAGCAAAGGCGCUUAUCAACAAAAACACUAAAUACUAUUUACAAUACAUACCAACAAAACAGCUUCGGUGAAAUUAUUUACUUACCAAGAAGCAACUAGUAAAAAAAAUCUUUCCUUAAUAAUAAUAAUUACACACCUACCAAAGUGCUUGUUGGAGAUUUAUUUAAAAAAAAAAUUUCUUUUCUCAAAACAAACGUACCGCACAAGAAAUACUUUAUUUUGUAUUUAUAUCACACACACACACACAUCUAUAAACCCAUCUCUGUAUAUUUAUGUAUAUACAGUCCUUUAUCUGUUGUAUACAAAUACUAAGUUUUUCUUCAUAUAUUUUAUUAUUCGGAAAUUAACUCCUAAAUAUUUUAAAUUUAUUUAAACCAAACUUGGAAUUACAUUUAACGGUCAAGAUGGAAAUUCUUAAAGGUCGAGGUAAAACAAGUUUUCAAGACCAAUACCAUAUCCACCAUCUUCUGGGCAAAGGUGGUUUUGGAAUAGUUUACAGUGGAUCGCGGAAAAGUGAUAAUCGACCGGUUGCUAUAAAGGUAAUUCAAAGAAGAAAGGUGAUCGACUGGGCUCAACUAAAUGGUGUUCCCGUAACGCUGGAGAUUGUUCUGUUAAAGAAAGUUGCUGGCAUUCCAGGCGUUGUUCGCAUGCUGGAUUGGUUCCUUACAAACAACUGUUUUAUCAUUGUCAUGGAACGUCCGGACCCAGUUAUGGAUCUCUUCGACUACAUCACUUCUAAAGGACCAUUGAGCGAGGAUGUUAGCCGUCGUUUUUUCACUCAAAUCGUACAUACUGUGAUGAACAUUCAUGAGUCUGGUGUUGUGCAUCGCGACAUCAAAGACGAAAACAUUUUGGUCGAUUUGAAGACUGGCAUGCUUAAACUUAUCGAUUUCGGAUCUGGUGCUCUCCUUAAGGAUUCUGUCUACAUGGACUUUGAUGGUACCCGCGUGUACAGUCCACCAGAAUGGAUUCAGAGCCAUAGCUACUACGGACGCACUGCCACCGUCUGGUCUCUUGGUAUCUUACUAUUUGACAUGGUAUGUGGCGAUAUUCCAUUUGAACGUGAUGACCAAAUCGUUAAAGCUGAACUCCAAUUCAAAGAUAACUUAUCCAAAGAUGUUAAAGAUUUGAUUCGCAAAUGUCUGUCUGUCCGUCCAUCUGAUAGACCCAGCCUGAAAGAUAUACUAAAUCACAAAUGGAUGAAAGAUAUCUCCGCACCAAUUGAUUUUAAACAGAUUAAUCUUGAUCAUCCCCCAUCAAUAGCCGGUGCAGCUAGCUGUAUGGCAGAGGCCCGGAAUAUAUGAAUGAUUCCAAAUUGCAUUAGGAUUUUUUUUAAAAAGAAGAAAACAUGAACUUUUUAAUUAUUUAAAAGAAAAAAAAUCAAAGCCACGUCUGAGUGUGCAGUGGUGUCGUUCAUUCUGUUCAAAAUGAGUUCAUUGUGUACAUAAAUAUGAGCUAGCCAGAGGAAUAGCUCCCAGUUUGGGUUAGCCCUGACCUCAAACAAUGCAGCAACAUGGGCAGUGAUGAUAAUCGUAAUCCAAGCCACAGAUUUGCUUGCCAAAAGUGAAACAUACUGGCCCUUGGAGAUGGGGCUCUCCAAGGCCAUCAGUGAAAGAAAUUAUGAAACCCAUUUGGUUGAAUCCAACCAGAACUUUUUUUUUUUUUUUUUUUUUUUUUUAAGAAACGUAUUUAAGACUAAAGCAAAGCUUUUUUUUUUUUUUAUCCAUAAUUUAAAAUGGGUUGGUUUCUUUUAGUUUAUUAGUUGAAGGGACCUUGUACAGUUUAUAUAGACUGUCAAAACAGCCUAUGUAAAAAAAAUCCUCUCCGUCCGAGAGGUGGAUUUUUUUUUUUUUUUUUUUUUUUUGCAACAUUACAAUGCAUAAUUUUCAUUAAAAGAUGGACGUGCUCUUCGUGUGUGAGCGCCCUGUUAAGUCAAGUGGUGCUAACUGCAUCAUGGAUAUGCAGCCAAUCAAUGCAAGUUUACUUUGAAGCCAUUUUUUUUUUUCUUUUUUCCCCCCUCCCAAUGGCGCUUCUAUCAUUACAUUUGUAUGUAUGUGAAUAUUUAUCCUCCAUGUGUGUAUGUAUACACACACACUCACUCACACAUACAUACACCAGCCGAAAAUUCAUUCUCUGCAUAACCUUAGAUUUCAUUUUCAAAGUAACCCCCCCUCCUAUUCAUCAUUAUCAUUAUAAAUGUUCACAUUUUUGUCGGCAGGUGUAGUUAUUAACGUUUCGAGUCUUGUUUGUUUUUGUUUUUUAAGUAUAAGAGGGUGGGGGUUAUUUGAUGAAAAAUGUUUAGUUUUAUAAAUAAAAAUAUUUUUGAAAAACUUUUCUAAUUUAUAUUGAAGUAUAAAAAAAAAUAUAUAUAUAUAUAUAAGCAACUUCCCUCUUCAUCACCUCUUAGCCACUUCUAUUUGGGACCUUAAAAUAUGGCAUGUGGAACUAAAACAAUCACUGGGUACACGACUUUAAAAUUGUAGAUUAAAUUCUAUCAACAGAUUUUAUGAAAGAAAUCUCAUUCAAAUCAUCCCUCUCUCAUCCUUCACCGUUAUCUAGUCUAAAUUUUGAGAACAAUGGAUAAUAUAUACAAAUACAUCAAAAGACACAUUUAAUAGACUGCUAUGAUAUAUGCGUUUGUGUGUGUGUAUAAUUAUAUUUAAUAUAUAUAGUUAUUCACAGCCCAGUUAGUCUGCUGGGUCAACAAGCGUAAGAGGGCCAAGAUGUCUGUCUGCUUUUGGCUGUAUAGGCACCAAAAGAUUAUAAGGAAGGCAUAUUACAGUUACUAGGUUUAAACCUUAGUGAUAGCUUUAUAUAUCAUAUCUGUGCACACACGUUUUCCUCAUUUCAUGCAAAAACAAAAUUUUUUAUCCUUUACAAAUAUACAUACAUAUUUCUUUACACAGACACGACAAAUUAUUGCGGCAAGGCAUCGUUACUUCAUAGAGUAUUCCAUUAUCAUUGCUGCAAUGAUUUUGUUCCAUAAUUCCUCUUUGUCAAAAUUUCCAUUGUAUAAAAUCGUUUUUAUUUCUCAGUCAUUUUGUGAGCCCCCUUCAUCCCCCCCCCCUCGCCACAUUCCUACAUACUCUAAGGUAGCUUACCUAUCAUGAGAGAAUUUACCAAUCCAGCAUCUUUCUGGCCACCAAUCAACCCUGGUUGGUUGUGACGGUGGUAGUAAGUGUUGGUGUUCAUCAUAGUAGUUGGUCACUUUUAAUUAGCCCUUCCCUUAACCUGCAUCAUUAGGUUAGUCCCUUAAUCCUUCUGUCUCCAGAAUAUAAAAUUCAACUGGGUAAAUGCUAGGGUGGGAUGGGGGCCACCACUGCAACAAACAAACAAACAAAUGUAUAUCUAAGAGGUCCUGGGAGCAAGGUCUCCUUUGGAUGUUGGUGAUGAAUCUCUUGGAGUUUUUAAGUUAUCCACUAAUUUGCAUUGUAAAUAUGUUCAGAUUCACAUUAAAUGCGAGUGAGUGUAUAUAUUGAGUGAUUGGUUUAUCAUACCAAAAUAGGUGUGUGGAAGUGUGAGUGCAUAAAAAAUUGUAUUUUUAUUAAUAAAAUUAAAAAUUCUGAAUUUUA
Messenger RNA from Octopus sinensis (East Asian common octopus), 3695 nucleotides. Its product is annotated as serine/threonine-protein kinase pim-1. The transcript is spliced from 5 exons. Bases 528 to 1427 code for a protein of 299 amino acids. NCBI's taxonomy places the organism in Eukaryota, Metazoa, Mollusca, Cephalopoda, Octopoda, Octopodidae. Gene Ontology annotation, molecular function: ATP binding; protein serine/threonine kinase activity. The record is from RefSeq and is a predicted model, not a curated record. Gene Ontology annotation, cellular component: cytoplasm. Gene Ontology annotation, biological process: protein autophosphorylation; negative regulation of apoptotic process; regulation of mitotic cell cycle.